GGACGACGACUUAGUGUAUACUUCGAGCCCCCCGCCAGCGCGACUGGCCCUCGGCGGGUGUGCCACCUGCCGCGCGCGCGGCCGAUGGCGGAUCCGCCUCGCAGCCGGCACGGGCGCUCUCCGCGCAGGGCCCUCCAGGACCGGCUCUCCGAGGAGUGCCGGGUGCUGUGGGGCAGCGUCGACGCCCUGCUCGAGCGGCACCUGGAGCGGGUCGCCUCGAUCGCGCUCCCCGCGGGCUCGGCCCGGGAGGCGCCCGCGGGCUACGAGCGCCAGGCGUCCCCGGGGUCGGCGCCAGGCUCGUUUGUGAAGCAGAGCUCGCACGGCUCGCGCUGCACGCUGGUCAGCCAGGGCGGCGGCUCGCACGCCUCACUGGGAUCGACAGUCCGCUCGAGGACGAGCCGGGGACUGGAGGCCAUCAGGGACGACAUCCUGAGCCUCGCCGAGCUCGACGAGACAGACGAGGCCUCGCGUCCGCCCGAGCAGACGCUCUCGCGGCGGCCCUCGUGGAAGACGUACCUGAACGGCAGGGACUCCCUCGUGUCCAUGUCCCUCUCCGCGACCUUGGGCGCGGAGUCCUGGACGAUGGAGGACGGCGCGGAGCGCAGCACCGCGGCGAAAGCCUACCGCGCGAUGCUUGGGAUGUGCUGCGGCCAGCCCGGGCUGGCGUACCUCCAGCCGGUCCUCAGCAGGGCGUUCGCGUGCGCCGACUGGGUGUACCACCUCCAGGAGCCCGAGCGCAGCGGCUGCCUGCACGCGUUCGUCAGCGGCAAGGAAUGGACGUCCAUCUGCGCCCUGGUGAUCACCCUGAACGCGGUUUUUGCUAUCUUCUCGACCGACUACGACGCGCGCCACUACCUCGAACCCAGCAACUUUCUCGGCGAGACCACGGUCGCCAUAGCCGCCGUGAACGUCAGCUUCAUGGUGUUCUACGCGGUGGAGAUAUUUCUCAAGCUGUGUCUUCACAGGCUGUACUUUUUCUGCAACGACGAGUGGCGCUGGAAUAUUUUUGAUCUUCUGCUUGUGGUGUUCAAUGUGGUCGACCUGAUUCUCGCUGCGAUGAUCUCGGCCGCCGACUCUGGUCCGACCGAUCUUGCGUUCAUGAGGUCCUUGCGGAUUCUCAAACUGGCGAAGGUGUUGCGCAUCAUACGGAUGUUCCGCAUCGUUAGCGAAUUACGCCUGAUUAUGAACUCUGUCAUUGGCUCGAUGAUAUCAUUGGUAUGGAGUUUUCUUGUUAUCGUGUUUAUUAUGUAUUUGUUCGGAAUUCUGUUCGUCCAAGGGGUUACGGCACAUUUCUAUGAAUUGCAAAUCCCCUUCAGUGAGGAUGCAAAGAAGAUGUUUGGAUCCACUCUCUCCGGAAUGUUGACACUGUACAUGUCAGCCAAUGGGGGUUACGAUUGGUACGAGGUGUACGAUUUGCUGGCAAGCACUGGUUGGAAAACCGCAGCUCUCUUUCUGAUCUACAUUGUAUUCAUCCAGAUUGCCGUGCUGAACAUUGUUACCGGCACGGUGGCGGAUUUUUGUGGAGAAUGCGAUGAAGCUGGCGAAACCAGACCACAAGGUGCUCGCCCAGGAGAAACACAAGAAGGAGCUCGUCGACUCUGCGGAGCUGAGGCGGGUAUUCGAGCACAUUGACGCGGACGGGGACUACAUGAUCGCUUCGGAGGAGUUCGUCGAGGCCUACCAGACGAACAAGAAGCUCAGGGCCCACUUCGCCGUCCUCGGCCUCGACAUCCAGGACCCCAAGAUCUUCUUCGACGCGCUCGCCGGGAACGGCGACGCAACGGAGAUCGACAUGCAGAGAUACCUUCAUCAAUCAUUGCAUGAGGCUCAAGGGCGCGGCCACGAGCAUCGAUAUGCACCACUUCCAGGUCGAGAAUCGCCUCGCCUGCAAGAGGCAGCAGGAAUUCAACGAACACUGCGGCGGCAGGAUCGAGCGCCUCGCUGCCAGGGUGGCCCACCUCGCUGCCGCGCUCGGCCACAGGGAGCAGGGCAGCUCGGCUCGCGGCGUCGAGAGCCAGCACCAGCAGUUGGUGAAGCAGCUGGUGAGCGGG
Molecule: messenger RNA, 2051 nt
Organism: Prorocentrum cordatum
Lineage: Eukaryota; Dinophyceae; Prorocentrales; Prorocentraceae
Source: the annotation of a GenBank genome assembly